This is a messenger RNA of Penicillium maclennaniae, 1596 nucleotides long. RefSeq lists its product as uncharacterized. The transcript is spliced from 2 exons. The record is from RefSeq and is a predicted model, not a curated record. NCBI's taxonomy places the organism in Eukaryota, Fungi, Ascomycota, Eurotiomycetes, Eurotiales, Aspergillaceae. The coding region runs from base 1 to 1596 and encodes 531 amino acids.
AUGGAAACCGAUACGGUCAUUGUCGGCAAUGGGCCGUCGGCUAUGAUCCUUUCGUACAUUCUACAUGGUCAUCUUCCCUUCUACUCAGAUAACCCUCCACACCCAGAUCCUUUACUGGAUGCCAAGUUGAAAGAUGCGCCUGACCUGUUACAUGCCGAUGUGGAUGCGUUGACGGCACAUUUCGCCGCCUCUCGUUUAUCAUACUCGACCCAGGCGUUACCCGUUAACGUGCUGUUGGACACGCUGGUGCGGCCUAGUGUCGACAUUGAUGAGACUGGCACCACUUCCAAUGUGGAAUGGCGUCAUGUACCUGAAAAAGCCGUCUCGCAUCUCGUCUUUGGAAAGCCUUCGUAUCCAGGAGGCCAAUGGACUGAAGAUCCCCAUGGGGCCAAUUGGGAUAUCCAAACCCUGAGCUAUGCAGCGAUGUUGUCACUCCCGGGCUACUCUUUCGCGGAUCACUACAGGAAGGCCACUGGUCACGACCUGCCACCCUACACACGGCCGACAAGGCGCGAGAUCGCUGACUACUUCGGUGCGUACCCCGCGGCGGUCGACAUCGACGACGUUUUCCGGUGUGGGGAAGAGCUGAAAGGCAUCUCCCGCACCACCGACGGCUUCUACAUUCAAUCCCACAAUCUCCAUUGCAAGCGCGUGGUGCUAGCUAGCGGGAUCUUUUCGGAAUUGCUACCGCCUACACCAAUCCUGAAACCCAUCUUUCAAACCUACUCGAGACCGGACACCCCCCUUCUCGUCAUCGGUUCUGGAUUUUCCGCCGCGGAUGCAAUCAUAUCUGCAUCGUCCGACCAGAAAAUAUUGCAUGUUUUCAAAUGGUCCCCUGAGGAUCGUCCAUCGCCUCUCAGGAGCUGCCACCAGCGCGCGUACCCGGAAUACGCCGGUGUGUAUCGAUUAAUGAAGCGAGCCGCCCUUGCCGCAAAUGCCACCAAAAGCCAGCCGCUGAAAAGCCGCCGCGGCAGUUCAACUCCCUUCCUGGAAAAUCGGAAUUGGGACGAUGUCUAUGAGGGUGUAUGUAAUGUGGAAAUCACCGACGUGAAGGUUGUGGGCGAAUUGGCUCAAGUCAGUUUCCGUCGCGCAGACGGUUCCUCGUUGACUCGUUCAGUGCGGGGUCUCGUAUACGCUGCUGGACGGCGGGGCACCUUGAACUACCUGGACACCGCGCUGCGAUCCGAGGUACUGGGACAUGAAAUGAUCGAUUUGGCGGUCACCGGUCAGACCCUUCGCGCGAAAGCGACUGAAGAUUUACAAGUUGCUCCUGGUGUGUAUAUAAUUGGCAGCUUGACCGGUGACUCCCUCGUCCGCUUUGCCUAUGGGGGCUGUGUCUCCACCGCAGGUCAUCUACUUGGUGAUCGAGACACCGACAGGGCAACGCGCAGUAUGCCAAGCAGCGUCGUGUCAACUCGCCCAUCCUCCUCCCUCGCCGUAAUGAAUGGGAUAGACGGUCAUCAUAUAUAUCACAAUGCCGGGUCUGAUCUGGCCAGAGAAGAUACUUCUAGCAAGGUGUCGACGACGACAAUACCCACAGCCGCGCAGAGCUGGUGGGAAACGCUGGCGCAGGUGUGGAAGGAUCUAACACAGUAA